This is a messenger RNA of Aspergillus heteromorphus CBS 117.55, 2156 nucleotides long. RefSeq names its product putative 5'-nucleotidase. The record is from RefSeq and is a predicted model, not a curated record. Gene Ontology annotation, molecular function: hydrolase activity. Gene Ontology annotation, biological process: nucleotide catabolic process. The transcript is spliced from 4 exons. NCBI's taxonomy places the organism in Eukaryota, Fungi, Ascomycota, Eurotiomycetes, Eurotiales, Aspergillaceae. The coding region runs from base 28 to 2025 and encodes 665 amino acids.
AUCCCGACAGCACAGAACAAGACCGGAAUGUCACCUGUCACAGAAGAGGGUCUCUCCGUCACCCACCCCACCCACCGCACUGAUCCCCCACAUCUACGUCUGAUCCACUACAAUGACGUCUACCACGUGGAAGAAGGCUCUGCCGAACCCGUCGGCGGCGUCGCGCGCUUCCAGUCCGUCAUCAACCACUACCGCUCCGACCCGUGCUAUUCCGGCCAACCCGACCUCCUCACCUUCUUCUCCGGCGACGCCUAUAAUCCCAGUCUGCAGAGCACCGUGACGAAGGGGAAGCAUAUGGUGCCGUUUUUGAAUAAAGUGGGGACGGAUGUCGCUUGUGUGGGGAACCACGACCUCGAUUUCGGCGUCGCGCAAUUCCGACAUCUGCGCGAUCAGUGUCGGUUUCCGUGGCUGUUGGCCAAUGUCUUGGAUCCGGCGCUGGGGGAGGACGUCCCGAUUGCGGAUUGUGGGAAGACGAUGAUGUUGACGGCGUCGAAUGGUGUUAAGGUUGGGGUGGUGGGGUUGGGGGAGAGGGAGUGGCUAGGAACUAUCAACGCCCUGCCCCCAGAUCUGAUAUAUAAAUCUGCAUCCAAGACGGCGAUGGAGCUGGUUCCGCGAUUGCGCGAGCAAGGUGCGGAGUUGAUUGUUGCUGUGACGCAUCAACGCGAGCCGAAUGAUUAUAAACUGGCGGAGAAUCUGCCGCCCGGACUGGUGGAUAUUAUCAUGGGGGGACAUGAUCAUUUCUAUGCACAUACAGUGGUCAAUGGGGUGCAUGUGCUGCGGUCGGGGACUGAUUUCAAGCAGUUAAGCUAUAUAGAGGCGUGGAAGAAAGAGGACGGUCCGGGGUGGGACUUCAGUAUAAUAAGACGGGACAUCGUGCGCUUGAUCCCGGAGGAUCCGGCGACGAUGACCAUGGUCGGACGGUUGACGUCGAGCCUGCAGGCGAAGUUGGAGAAGCCGAUUGGGUUCACUACCCGGGCGUUGGACGGACGGUUCUCGACCGUGCGGCAGAGAGAGUCGAAUUUGGGGAACUUCGCGUGCGAUCUGAUGCGGUUUUACUACGGGGCCGACUGCGCCAUGAUGGCCGGUGGGACAAUUCGCGGUGAUCAGAUCUAUCCGCCCGGGAUCCUGCGGUUGAAGGAUAUCCUCAACUGCUUCCCGUUCGAGGAUCCGGUCGUGUUGAUCCGCCUCGACGGCAAAGCCCUUAUCGACGCGCUGGAGAACGGCGUCAGCCAGCUCCCCGCCAUGGAAGGCCGCUUCCCGCAGGUCUCGAACAUCGCGUUCAGCUAUAACCCGUCAGCGCCUUCAGGCUCGCGCAUCAACUGGGCCAAGGUAGACGGCGCCCCGAUCGACUAUAACCGGAAAUACACCCUUGCGACGCGAGGCUACAUGGCGCGGGGGAAAGACGGGUUCUCCUCCCUCCUCAUCGAAUCUGAAGGCGGACAAGUCGAAGAAAUUGUCGACGAGGAAAGCGGCAUCCUAAUCAGCACACUCCUGCGCCAGUACUUCCUCAGCCUUCGCGUCCUGGGCAAAUGGCGCCGCUGGAGCCCCAGCAUGACGCGCCACUGGACCACCGUGCACGAGAACCUCCACUCCAAAGGCUGGCUCAAAGGCCCCUCCGCCCCCGGAUCACCCGUCACCGAAAAGACCCCCCACCACAAACGUCCAUCCCUCCCCCCGCGCUCAAAACAAUACUACUACGGCCGCUUUCCCGAACUCGACACCGAGGAGAAAGACGGGGGCCUGGACCGCGAACAGGAAUCCAUGGACUCGGACUCCGACACAGACCCGGAUAUUCUGACCUCGCCCCAUCCGAUCACGAACUACGUGACCUUGCCGGCGAGGUCGGCUACGGAGGAGGAGCGGAGGCUACGUCUGGCGAGAAAGGUUACCCGUACCUGGAUGCGUCGCGCGGGAUUGCAGCCGUCGGCGAUUAAUGAUACCGAUGAGAUUGGGGAGUUUACCCCGUCUUGGACGCCGGGGAUUGCGCCCCGGUUGGAGGGGAGGAUUGUUAUUGAGAGUACAUGAGUGGCAGCUAUAUUUACUUGUAGCCUUGCAUUGUUUAUGAAUUAUGAUGGUAUGAGAUGUGAAGACAUGAUAGAGAUAGAUUAGCUUUAUGUGUUGUGUGGUAUUAUCAUUGGUAUAUAAGGUAUGAUUGG